Messenger RNA from Vespa crabro (European hornet), 918 nucleotides. RefSeq names its product coiled-coil domain-containing protein 115-like. Bases 303 to 797 code for a protein of 164 amino acids. Gene Ontology annotation, cellular component: extrinsic component of endoplasmic reticulum membrane. Gene Ontology annotation, biological process: vacuolar proton-transporting V-type ATPase complex assembly. Lineage: Eukaryota; Metazoa; Arthropoda; Insecta; Hymenoptera; Vespidae. The record is from RefSeq and is a predicted model, not a curated record. The transcript is spliced from 2 exons.
AACUGAUUGGUUAUGAAUGUGUAAAUGUAUAACAUGAAUGACAUUAAAACUCUCCUAUCGUUGCACGUGACAAAAUUGUUUAUAAAGUAUUAUUUGCUAAAAUAUUAGUUUGUCACACAUUUUAUUGUCACAUUUCUUGGUAAAACUUAUCUGUUUAUCAAAAGUCUUAAUGUGUUCUACAUUUUCCUUUUAAUUAACAUUAUUGAAAAUACUGUGUUAAUCAUACAUACAUAAAACGUAUUUAAAGAUUAUAAAUGUUAAGAGAAAGAAUAAAUAUAGAUAAUUGAUAUAUAUUCAACAAUAUGCAGAAAAAUAUAGACGACAUAUGCAAUGAUAUUGAUAAACUUUUUUUACGUAAUUUGGAACUAAUUGAGGAAAAGGUUUCUACAAAUGUUCAAAUGGAAUUGCUAUUUCGUUCAGGACAUAUAGAAUUAGCUAAAGCAAGAUAUAUCUGUGGUAAAGAGAAUGUUAGUAUUCUACAAAUUCCUGUUCAUACAGAGAAUAUAUCAUCUUUAUUUAAAUUAGAAUCUAAGUUUAUAAAAGAAUCUGAGGAUACAAUACCUUCUUUUGAUAUUAGUCUAAGGGAAGAAAAUGAAUUUGGAGAAAAUAUUCAAAAUCCUAUAAAAUGGUUUGGUGUGUUAGUUCCACAAAAUUUAAGAGCCGCUCAGAAACGUUUUCAAGAAUCAGUGUACCUUGCUACAAAAAUAGCAAACAUACAUUGUGAAUUGGAUUUUAUUUCAAAUAAAUUGAAAGGUUUAUAUCUUUUGAAAAGUGCACUUUGUAAACAAUCAGAAUAAUUCUGUUGAAAAUGCGUGGAUACAUUGUUUGAUAAUAUGUUUUAAUUAUAAUUUUAUUAAUAUACAAUCUAUUUUAUAUUAAUAUUUUAUAAUAAUAUUAACAAUGUAACUUUAAAAAACA